AUGAAAUUCAUCCACACUCUUUUCAUCGCACUCAUUUUCUCCACUGCUUUGCUUUUGCAAGUUCAAGCUGCAAGCAGUGCCCAAGCUUCCGGUGUCCCAACCCCACCGUCAAACAACGCUCCUAACGGAAGCUCUUGCAAAAAAAGUUCCGAAUGUGAAAGCGGUAAUUGCAUGUACUCAGUAUGCAAGCAAAAACAACACGAUGGUGCUCAUUGCUACAAAGAUGCUAGCUGUUACUCCGGUCUUUGCACAAGUGAUAAGAAAUCCGUCAAUGGUAAAUGUGUUCAUCCUCACUCCGUAUGGAGAGGAGGCAAGUGCAAAAAGGAUGCUCAAUGCGUUCAUGGAACCUUUUGCUCGAUUCUAGAAGGUGACCGAUGCAGAACAACUUUCGGCAGAGGUCAUAGCUGCAGUCGUGAUUCUGUAUGCAGAUCAGGUUUGUGCAGAAAAAGGAAGUGCACUUAA
This is a messenger RNA of Meira miltonrushii, 462 nucleotides long. RefSeq lists its product as uncharacterized. Bases 1 to 462 code for a protein of 153 amino acids. Gene Ontology annotation, biological process: negative regulation of Wnt signaling pathway; multicellular organism development. The transcript has a single exon. The record is from RefSeq and is a predicted model, not a curated record. Lineage: Eukaryota; Fungi; Basidiomycota; Exobasidiomycetes; Exobasidiales; Brachybasidiaceae. Gene Ontology annotation, cellular component: extracellular region.